AUGGACUCCGGACUAAGGGGGGAUAUUGGUGAUCGAGGCCGACCAGGUGCCUCAGGAAUUCCUGGAACUCGAGGUCCUCAGGGACCAGAGGGUGAUCCCGGCUCGCCUGGAAGCAAGGGACCCGAGGGAUCUCAGGGUCUUCAGGGCAGCCAAGGAAUGCCCGGAGCUGAAGGCUCAAAGGGUCAACGUGGAGAUCCUGGCCUUCUGGGUCCGGUUGGAGAGCAAGGCAGGCGAGGGCCCCGUGGAGCAGCAGGUGCCGGAGGAGUGACUGGAUAUGAAGGUAGCCGAGGGCUUCCUGGAGCGCGCGGUGCACCGGGUCCCUCAGGGCCAGCAGGAAAAGUAGGUAUCGCCGGUGACCCAGGACCGAUUGGACCAACAGGAGAGAAGGGAAGUCCUGGCGAUAUGGGACCGAGUGGGCCUCGAGGGCGUGCAGGGCCUCGCGUAAGAAAAAUGCAUAAAGUUUCUUUGCCAAUGCUUGCAAAGAUAUCUCCAUUUUUGUCAUUUUAUUAUUAUUUAUAA
Molecule: messenger RNA, 519 nt
Organism: Protopolystoma xenopodis
Lineage: Eukaryota; Metazoa; Platyhelminthes; Monogenea; Polystomatidea; Polystomatidae
Source: the annotation of a GenBank genome assembly